GAAGGACUUCGAACUUUGUCAGUCGAUUUUGAACCUUAACUGUACCGCAUGUGCUCUUUCAGUUUCAGCUGAUGUGAGACCGUGGUGCUCGCCGUCAGGGCCGGAUCUAUUUUUCGUGUUGUGAUGGCUCUCGGUAGUGAAGUGAACGAUAAUUCCUCAAAAAGUACCAACCACAAAGUGAAAAAAUGUCAAGCCGAACUCAAUGUGAACGAUAAAAGUUACAAGGAUAAUGCAACCAAAGCCGUGGGCGGCGACGCAGCGGAGCGCGUGGGCAAGAUGAAGAAGGGCUCGGCGGUGAACGGGCACGCGCCGGGGGUGGACGAGGGCGGCGGCGCCCCCGCCUCGCCCCCCGCCUCGCCCCCGCGCGUCUCGUACGCCGCCGCCGCCAAGAAGGCCUCCUCGCCCGGCGCGCCCGCCGUGCCCGCAAGCACAGACUCGAAGAUGAAAGUAAACGGCGAGAAGUCAUCACAACAGAACGGCGACGCAGUGGACAAGGAACAGUUAGAAACCAAAGACGUAGUAGUUAACGGCACAGGAAAAAAAUGCGAUAAAAUAGUUAAUGGUGACACUAAAAACGGUACAGUUUGUGAUAUUAGUAGUAGUGAUACUAAAUUAGUUACUAAUGGAUUCAACAGUGAUUCAGACGAAUCUAAAUCAAAUAAAUCAGAGGACUCGAAUGAAACUGUUAUAUCAAGUCCGUGCUCGAAGUCUACUGCAGAACAAAAACAGGUUUCUAAUAAGAAGAAAGAGAACAGUGGAAACAAGAAGACUAAAUCGGCAGAGAAGGCCAAUGAAUCUGAUAAGAAGAAGGAUUCUGGCAAAAAACAUGUCGAAGAGAAGAAAGAUGAAGAGAAGCCAAUAAAGGUGGAGACUGUGUCCGAGAAAGUGAACGGCGAGAGUGAUAAAAUAGUGAAUGGAGACAAGAACCGCGAGUCGUCGCCGAGUGAGGAUGGAGAUGACAAGAAGAGGGACGCCGAAGUGGUGUUCAUACAGGACCUGGGCUUCACCGUCAAGAUCGUCAGUCCUGGCGCUGAACCCUUGGAUAUUCAGGUAUCGAGCAUGGAGUUGGUGCAGGAGAUCCACCAGGUGCUGAUGGAUCGCGAGGACACGUGCCACCGCACCUGCUUCUCGCUGCAGCUGGACGGCGUCACGCUCGACAACUUCGCCGAACUCAAGAACAUCGAGGGCUUGAAGGAGGGCUCCGUUAUCAAGGUGGUGGAAGAACCAUACACGAUGCGCGAGGCGCGCAUCCACGUGCGCCACGUGCGCGACCUGCUCAAGUCCAUCGACUGCUCCGACGCGUACGCCGGCCAGGAGUGCUCCUCGCUCGCCUUCCUCAACAUUGUCACGCAGGGGGAUAUACUCGAGAAGAAGAAGUCCCGUCCGGAGAGCGUGGACUGCACGCCGCCGGACUACAUCAUGCCGGGCAGCACGGAGCGCCCGCUGCUGCCGCUGCACCCCGGCCUCAGCAAGGAGAACAAGGCGCCGCAGUGCCUCAAGGUUCUGACGACAUCGGGCUGGAACCCGCCGCCGGGCCCGCGCAAGAUGUGCGGCGACCUGCUGUACCUCCAUGUCGUGACUCUCGAGGACCGACACUUCCACAUCACGGCGUGCCCCAGGGGGUUCUACUUGAACCAAUCCUCAGAAGAAGUAUUCAACCCGCGUCCGUCCACCCCGAGCCUGCUGUGCCACUCGCUGAUCGAGCUGCUCGGGAUCGUAUCUCCGGCCUUCAAGCGCAACUUCGCGCUGGUGCAGAAGAGACGCAUGCAGAAGCACCCCUUCGAGCGAGUGGCCACGCCCUACCAGGUGUACCAGUGGGCCUCGCCGGUGCUGGAGCAUACGGUUGAUGCGAUCAGGGCUGAGGAUACGUUUUCGUCGAAGCUGGGCUACGAGGAGCACAUCCCGGGGCAGACACGCGACUGGAACGAGGAGCUGCAGACCACGCGCGAGCUGCCGCGCGCCACCCUUCCUGAGAGGCUGCUGAGGGAACGGGCCAUCUUCAAGGUGCACAGCGACUUCGUAGCCGCAGCGACGCGCGGCGCGAUGGCCGUGGUGGACGGCAACGUGAUGGCCAUCAACCCCGGCGAGGAGCCCAAGAUGCAGAUGUUCAUCUGGAACAACAUCUUCUUCUCGCUCGGGUUUGAUGUGCGCGACCAUUACAAGGACUUGGGCGGAGAUGCUGCUGCGUUUGUUGCUCCGCGCAACGACCUACAAGGCGUCCGCGUCUACAGCGCGGUGGACACGCCCGGUCUCCACACUCUGGGCACGGUGGUGGUGGACUACCGCGGCUUCCGCGUCACGGCGCAGUCCAUCAUCCCCGGCAUCCUCGAGAAGGAGCAGGAGCAGAGCGUCGUGUACGGCAGCAUCGAUUUUGGGACCACGGUGCUGACGCAUCCGAAGUAUAUGGAGCUGCUAAGCAAGGCAGGCCAGCAGCUGAAGAUAAUGCCGCACUCGGUGAUCAGCGCGGGCGGCGAGACCGUGGAGCUAUGCUCGAGCGUGGAGUGCAAGGGCAUCGUGGGGAACGACGGCCGCCACUACAUCCUCGACUUGCUGAGGACCUUCCCGCCAGAUGUCAACUUCUUGCAGCUGGAAGACGACGAGUUGAGAGAGGAUAUUAAAUCCAUGGGCUUCCCAAUUAUUCAUAAGCACAAACUUUGUUGCCUUAGACAAGAAUUAGUUGAUAAUUUCGUUGAGGCUCGCUACUUCAUGUUCAUCCGCUACGCUGCCUUCCACCUACAGCAGCUAAGUGCCAAGCGCCAGCAGGCGGACACAAAGUCCAUCGAGCCCAGCAAAGACGCCAAAGACAAUACUAGUGAGACUAAACCCAAACGAGACACCAAGAGCCAGGAGAAAGAGACAAAAGAUAAAAAGAAGAAGGACAACAAGAAGGAUAGCAAUAAGAAGGAAGAGGUGAAAGCUGAAAAGACAAAGGAGGUGAAAUCUGAAGAGGAAGUGAAGCCAGAGAGCAAGGAUGAGGAGUUAUUGUUGAACGAUAACUAUUCCGAGAUUGAUACCGAUGUUGCCAAAAAGAUUGUUGAGAGUAUUACCGACUCUAUCAGCGGGGAGAAGCAGGAAACUGAUUCGGGCGACAGAUCGCGCGCAGUGGUCGCGGCGGCCGCCCGCGCCGUGGCCUCGCUCAAGGAGUCUGAGUUUGACGUGCGCUUCAACCCGGACGUCUACUCGGCCGGCAUCAAGCACGCCGCCUCGCCCGAGCAGCUCGCCCAGCAGCGGCACCUGGUGAAGGAGGCGGCCGCCUUCUUGUUGACGACACAGAUACCCGCGUUUGUGCGCGAAUGCCUCGAACAAUCCUCCGCCCCCAUGGACGGCGCAGCGCUCACAGAAGCCUUGCACGCGCGCGGCAUCAACGUGCGCUACCUGGGCCGCGUGUGCGUGGCGCUGCGGGCGCAGCCCUCGCUCGCCUACCUGCACGCGCUGGCGCUCGCCGAGCUCGUGCUGAGAGCCGCCAAGCAUCUGUAUACCGCGCAUUUGCAGAGCUGCGACGCGAUGUGCAUCGGCGUGGCGGUGGCGCACUUCCUCAACUGCCUGCUGGGCGCCUGCCCCAACCCGAGUGUGCCUUCAGGCGAGGAGCCAGGGCGCGCUCGCGGCAGCGGCGGGCGCGCGGGGCGGGGGCGGCGCACGCGCAAGCCCGCGCCCGCCGCCGCGCCCGCGCCCGAGUGGUCCGCGCUCACCCCGAGCAAGCUGCACCACCAUAUCAAGCAUGAGCUCAAGUCAUACUGGGGCUAUGAUCUCAACGCUGACAGUAUGGAAUCAUUGAUUGAAAAGAAUGGACUGCAAAAAAUAUCACUUUUGAGGUCGUUCGCGCUGAAGGUUGGGCUGCAGGUGGCUCUCCGCGAGUACGACUUCGACAACAAGCACAAGCCGACGUUCAGCGGCGCCGACAUCACCAACAUCUUCCCCGUCGUCAAACAUAUCAACCCUAGGGCAUCAGACGCAUACAACUUCUACACGACGGGCCAGAGCAAGAUCCAGUCGGGGGCCGUUUCCGAGGGCCACGAGUUGAUUGCAGAGGCGCUCAACCUGUUGAACAACGUCUAUGGAGCGAUGCACGGAGAAAUCGCCCAGUGUUUGAGGAUGGUGGCACGCCUCUGCUACGUGACUGGGGAGCAUAGGGACGCGAUGGCGUACCAACAGAAGGCCGUACUUAUGAGCGAGAGGGUCAACGGGAUUGACCACCCGUACACUAUUACUGAAUAUUCGCACCUGGCGCUGUACUGCUUCGCGAACGGGCAAGUGUCCACGGCGCUGAAGCUGCUGUACCGAGCGCGCUACCUCGCGCUGCUCGUGUGCGGCGAGAACCACCCCGAGAUGGCGCUGCUAGACAGCAACAUAGCGCUAAUCCUGCACGCGGUCGGCGAGUACGAGCUCUCUCUCCGCUUCGUUGAAAAGGCGCUCGCGAUAACCGUCCUGGUUCACGGCGCUCGCUCGCUCAAGACGGCGGUGGCGAGACACCUGCUGGCGCGCACGCUCAGCUGCCUCGGGGACUUCCGCGCCGCGCUGCAGCACGAGAAGGAGACCUACUCCAUCUAUAAGCAGCUUCUCGGCGAAAAACACGAGAAGACCCGCGAGUCGUCCGAAUGCCUGCGCCACCUCACGCAACAAGCCGUCGUACUUCAGAAGCGUCUGACGGAGGCGUUCAACCGCGCGCCGCACGCCGCGCCCGCGCCGCCGCCGCUGCACAUCCAGCCGCCGCCGAUACCCUCCGUCAUUGACAUGCUCAACCUGAUCAACGGGAUACUGUUUGUGCAGAUCAGCCCUCAAGACAUCGAGCAGUUCAAGGCGGAGAUAGAGAAGCGUCAGCUGAAGGACCUGCCCCUGCCCGGCGACCCGCCCGCCCCCGCCCCCGCUGUCGCCGCCGCCGCCGCCGCCCCCAGCGACAGUUGAAACCGCCCGCCCCACUCAACACGGACAUUUAAUAUACACUGUUAUUUUACACUUAUUCAUUCAUAACAUUGUUCCUUAUUAUCGAGAAUGUAUGCGUAGUUUAGAGUGCUAAGGUUUGAUGUAGAUUUUUUUUGUUAGUGAAAUUUUGAGGAUAUUAUUUUGAUCAAAUAAUUAAGAAUAUUUUUUUUUAAUCUUGCAGGUGCAAUAGUGUUUAUUUAUGCAUGUGCAUAUGUAAUAUGUUUCGCUCAAAUCACGCCGAGUUAGGUUUAAUUGUAUGCUUCCGGUUCGAAUUUCCCAGUGGACACCCAAAGUAGUGCAAUUCUGAAGUAGUGAUAAUAGCAAUAAGUGAGUCGGUUGUGAGGCGCCGCCAGCGCGGGGCCACUGCCUUCACCUUCUACACCGUUUAUCAAUUGUUGUUGUCGAGUAUUAUUUCUUUUAAUUAUAUGGGAAAAUAUAUUGUUGAGAACCCAUAGUCGUAGAAAUUCAGUUAUAUUGUGAUUGAAAUGUAACAGGAUUUGUCGGCUUAUUAUUUCAAAGAGUUUAUUAUUAUGUAUACGUUUACUGUUAUGAAUUGAUUUAUUCUAUAUUUUUAAUUAUCACAAUUAUUCAUAAAAUCAAUUACUUAAAAUUACGAAAAUAAGUUCAAUACUGCCUUGAUCGUUAUAGGUUCACUUGAUAGUCUAGUGCCAUACAAAUAGUGAAAUUAAGUAGUAUGAUUUGAAUAUUUCUGUUAGUCUGUGAUACGAUAAGUUUUUUCAUCGAGUACUUGCCUUGUAUGCCACUUUAGCAAUAAAUGAAGCCAAUACUUAAUGAUCACUCCUCAUUGUUAAAUGAUCACAGCAGAUUCAAUUAUAUAAUAAUAUGAUAGUUGUUUGUGCAAAUGUUAUCUAGUACCUAAGUAAAUUGUUGUCGCACGACAAUAAUAACUUGUUGCAACCGGAUGGCGCUUUGUUGAAUGACUAUAGAGUUUGCCGAAGUUAGGUUUAUCAUAGAUCAUAAAAUGUUUCGACAUGAGCAAUAUUGAUGAAGAUUUGAAGUAAAAUAACUAUUUUCGCUAACUACAUAUAGGAAUUGGUGUCAUGGAUAAGUAUUUGUCGUGGUUAUUUUGAAUGAAGUUUGGUGGAAUACGUGCCUGAGCAAACAAUAAUUUCUUGCUGUUGUUGUUGUUACAUUUCUUUAACAAUAUGACGAUUAUGUAAAUACGGCGCUGUUCGUAGUUAACUAAUAAAAUCGUUUUUAAAA
Messenger RNA from Plutella xylostella (diamondback moth), 6144 nucleotides. The record is from RefSeq and is a predicted model, not a curated record. NCBI's taxonomy places the organism in Eukaryota, Metazoa, Arthropoda, Insecta, Lepidoptera, Plutellidae.